This is a messenger RNA of Prorocentrum cordatum, 2277 nucleotides long. The record is from the annotation of a GenBank genome assembly. Lineage: Eukaryota; Dinophyceae; Prorocentrales; Prorocentraceae.
CUCGCCCAGCGCGCGCGGCAGAGCGAGCGCGGGGCCGCGCUGCGGGCGCUGGCGGCCAGCGAGCGGGCCGCGGAGGCGGUGCGGCUCGCGCGUGUGGCCGAGGCGGAGCAGUCGGCGCACAUCGAGCGCCAGGCCCGCGAGGCGAUCGCGUCCCUUCAGGGGCACGUGGAGGAGGCUCGCCGCGCCGCCGACCAGAGGCGCAGCUUUGCCCGGCAGCUGGAGGCGGAGGGCAUGACCAGGGCCGCGAGGGAUCUGGAGGUGGCCGAGGCGCGGGCGGCCAGGGCGGAGCGCGAGGCGGCCAGCGAGAUGGCCGUCGCGGAGGUGGCCGCCGACCACCGCCUCGAUGCGCUGUCCCACGCGCUGUCGGUGCUUGGUCGCUCAGGAGCAGAGCAGUCCGAGGGGAGCCCGCAGGAGCUCCGGCAGGCAGGCACGUCGCGCCUCGCGGCCGAGGCGAGUGCAGGUGUCCAGGCAGAGGUGAGGGCUGCAGUGAGGCUGCGCGAGGGUGUCGUGUCCGAGAUACAGGCCGAGGUCGCCGAUGCAGAAGCUUCCCGGAAAGCUGCGCUUGCUCGGGUAGCUGCUGCCGAGUCAGCUCAGGCCGAGGAGGUCGAGUCUUCACGUCGCUUUGAGCUGGAAGUCAGGAGCAGGAGUGCGAUACUCUUGGCCUCGGAGAUGGCCCAAGCUAGGGAGGAAGUCAGCGCGCUCGUGGCUCAUAAGGAGCAGCUGGGGGAGAAUGCUGCUAACACCUUGCAUGCGGCUGCAGAGUCAAUCAAAGAAAUAGAGGCGUCAACUUCUGAAUUAAUUCACGAGGCGAGUGAGCGCGAGGAAGCGGCCAGUGUUCGGCUUGCUGCGCUCUUAGCAUACAGGCAAGAGGAGAUGGAGAUGUUCGAGGCCAGCAUAAUAGCUGAAGACCAGGCGGGGCUUGCGGAACAGGAGGAGGCCGAGGAGUCAGAGAUUCAAAGGUUCUCGCAUAUAGAGAGCCGUUCCGAAGAAGCGGAGAGAGUGCAUGUUGAAGAGGUCACCGAGAUGGAAGCGGCCAAGACGUGCGCCCUUGCUGCAGCAAGCGAACGCGCCGUGACCGCGUCGCAGUGGAGAGCAUCAGUAUUGGCAUCCAUUCGCUUGGAUCGUCGCCGCUCGCUCCAACCACUGGAGGCCAUUGCUGAGGCCCAGGCUGCAGAGGCUUCACGGCUGGAGGCGGAGGCAGAGCUGGCCAGCGACCGUGCGGCAGCGUCGAAGAGGAACGCAGAGCUGGCCAUCAGGGAUCUUCGGAGCCAAACUGCUCAGCACGUUCGAGCAUGCAUCUUGCGUGGGGCCGCGAUCAAGCGAACCAUGGACGAGAUUGCAGACCAAACCUCCGCAGCUGCAGCUGAGGCCGCGGAGGAGGUGGCGUCCACGAAACUGAACGCCAUAGUUUCAGUUGAGGCUGAAGAGCAGAUCUGCGCUCGACGGGUGCAAUCAGCGGAAGCUCGUGUGGCGGCUGCCACGAGGGCGGCGACGUCAUGUGAAAGCAGCAUGGAGGUAGCUCUGCUUGCGGCUGAGGAGAAGAUCACAUCCAUCCGAGAAGAGGCUGAAGAAUCGGAAAAGCAGGUGCAGGAUUCUCUGGACCAGGAGCUGCUGGCGGCUCGAACGCGCUUGGCAGCAGCUGAGACAGAGGAGGCGGCCAGCAUGGAUGCUGUGCGUGCAGAGGUGGCUCACCAGCAGGCCGCUCAUGCUGCCUCCAUGGACCAGCUCGAGGCUGUGCUCGCCGAGACAGCGGCCGCCGACCAGCGUGCGCAGAUUUGGAACCGGGAAGCCGAUGCAGAGAGAGCAGCUGCUGCCCAGGUCGAGGCCGACAGCGAGCGCGCCGCUGCGCGCCUGGCAGCGCGACUGGCUUCCCUGCGCGCUGCCAGCGAGGAAGAGGUGAGCGCCGCGCUUGCCCUGGCGGACCGCCAGGUGCGAGCGGCGGAGGACAGGGCCCGGGCAGCGGAGCGCGAGGAGGCGGCCAGCGUGGCUCGCACUCGGGAGCUCGAGAGUGCCGCGGCGGCGGCCGAGGAGGCCGGCGCUCGGCGGGUGGAGGCCCUGGAGGAGGGCGCGGAGGCCGAGGUGCGCGCCUGGCGGGCGCGCUACGAGGAGGCCGAGCAGGCUCUGGCGGCGUCCCUGGCGCAGUCGAUGGGCCACGAGCGGGUCUCCGCCUGCAUCUUCGGGCGGGCGCGGGCGGCGCCCGGCGCCGCGGCCCUGGGCCCCUCGCAGCCGCAGACGCCGGCCUCGCAGCCCCGGACCCCGGGUGCCGCAGGCUCGUGA